Messenger RNA from Chaetomium strumarium, 1647 nucleotides. RefSeq names its product Rad51-domain-containing protein. The record is from RefSeq and is a predicted model, not a curated record. The coding region runs from base 274 to 1329 and encodes 351 amino acids. NCBI's taxonomy places the organism in Eukaryota, Fungi, Ascomycota, Sordariomycetes, Sordariales, Chaetomiaceae. The transcript is spliced from 2 exons. Gene Ontology annotation, molecular function: ATP binding; double-stranded DNA binding; single-stranded DNA binding. Gene Ontology annotation, biological process: double-strand break repair via homologous recombination; DNA recombinase assembly; chromosome organization involved in meiotic cell cycle. Gene Ontology annotation, cellular component: condensed nuclear chromosome.
GACUCGGACCUCAGAGCCGAGGCUUCUGGGGCAGAUUGUAGCGGCACCUCUUGCCAGUUGCCAGGCAGAAACCAAAAUCGGCAAGCCCCAAAAGUGGUCACGGGUUUCCGCGUCAUUUGUUGAUUCGCGCCAACGCGUCAAUGACCCGCGGUUUUCCCUCAGUCAACAAAGUCAAACCGAGUGUGAUUUCACAGAUUCACAACCCGUCUCAAACAACACAAUUGCCAACACACGCAACGAACCCGCACCAUUAUCUGAACUCGGAAUUUCAUAAUGGCCGCGCAAGAGGAGUAUUACGACGAUCCAGCCAAUGGCGAGGAUGGCGGACAGACAGGGCCUGGCGCGCCGACGCCCCUCGCGAAGCUGGAGGGCAUUGCCGGAAUUACCAAGCGCGACAUUCAAAAUAUCGUCGCGGCGGGCUUCAAUACCGUCGAAUCUGUCGCCUAUACACCACAGAGAGUGCUCGAGCAGAUCAAUGGUAUUUCAGCGCAAAAGGCAGGCAAAUUGCUUGCCGAGGCCUCCAAACUCGUCCCCAUGGGCUUCACCACAGCGACCGAGAUGCACCAGCGCCGCAGCGAGUUGAUCUCGAUCACUACCGGCUCGAAGAACCUCGACACCCUCCUCGCAGGCGGCAUCGAGACUGGCAGCGUGACCGAGCUAUUUGGCGAGUUCCGGACAGGGAAAUCGCAGAUCUGCCACACAUUAGCCGUGACCUGCCAGCUCCCGUUCGAUAUGGGCGGUGGCGAGGGGAAAUGCCUGUAUAUCGACACAGAGGGCACCUUCCGUCCCGUCCGACUCCUCGCAGUUGCCAACCGUUACGGUCUUUCGGGCGAAGAAGUCCUCGACAAUGUUGCCUAUGCGCGUGCUUACAACUCAGAUCACCAGCUGCAACUGUUGAAUCAGGCGGCGGCCAUGAUGUGCGAAACUCGCUUCAGCUUGCUGAUCGUCGACUCGGCCACCUCUCUGUACAGGACGGAUUUCCUGGGUCGCGGUGAGCUGAGCUCGAGACAGACUCAUCUCGCCAAGUUCCUCCGCACGCUCCAGCGCCUGGCCGAUGAGUUUGGCAUUGCCGUUGUCAUCACGAACCAGGUGGUGGCCCAGGUCGACGGUGGGCCGUCUGCCAUGUUCAACCCGGAUCCCAAGAAGCCAAUUGGUGGCAACAUCAUCGCUCACGCCAGCACCACAAGGAUUAGCCUGAAGAAAGGCAGAGGUGAAACGAGAAUAGCAAAGAUAUACGACAGUCCUUGCUUGCCGGAAAGCGAUUGUCUGUUUGCCAUCAACGAAGACGGUAUUGGGGACCCGGCCCCGAAGGACAUGGAGAAGGAGUAGAAGACUGGGACCAAGUUCGAGUUGCACCCACUGGUUAUUUAUAGCAUGAUGCAUGUAUGGCGAAUGAUCUGGCUUAGAGGGAUGAUGCAGUAGAAACGGACCUUGUGCUUCGACUUGGGCGUAUGAGCUAGGCAUACAUGGGGGGACUGGCGUUAUAUGAAGUAAUGGCUGUUUUACGUGGCAAAAACACUGACCGUAUCAGCGCACUCAAUUCCUGUGAAGUCUUUCUUUUAGAAUCGAAAUGCACCUGCUGCAAGGUCCCGUCAAUUGUUUGACCGUUGACGAUGGUUGCUUGUGGAUGAGCGGGCUCCACCAAGC